AUGCUGUCCAUGACGGUCCGGGACCACGCUCUGCCCUUUCUCGUUGACACAGGGGCUACCAGAUCUACGGUUAAUCAGGACAUUGGGCCUCUGUCUGGACGGACGAUGAGCGUGGUGGGUUUCUCUGGGGUAAGUCAGAUUCUGUCAUUUACCAUCCCCCUCCCCACACACGUAGCGGGACAGAAAUUACAACACCCCUAUCUAGUGUCUCCCAGUGUUCCAGUCAAUCUCCUGGGUAGGGACCUACUCUCGAGACUCAAUGCACAGAUCCUCUGCGGUCAGCAGGGCCUCACUGUCACGUUCCCGGAUGGGACUGAAGUUCUAUGUGCACAAGGGAUUGGGGACACACACCAGUACCUCCUCAGAGACACUGAACCUAGAUUUGCAGACAUUUUCUGGGCCCUGUUGGAGCCAUCACAAACUGGGCUCUACUCAUGUUAUCUCCAUUGGAAACUCUGGAUCCUCAGCGUCCACCCCUACAUGGCUCCACCUGACCCGCUCCAUCUGACUCUGUUCUACGACCGGGAGGGUAAUGAAUGUUACCUAGAGGAAUUCCAAAAUCAGCUAGAAGGUAAGACCUGGCAGCUACAUUCUGGUGACAUUUUGGUGGGACAACAGGGGGUUGCGGCAAUGGUUAAUCUCACAAGAGAGCAACAGUCCUGGUAUAAUAUGUCUGAGACUGCUUUCCCCCACAUUUCGCUGGCUCUCCAUCCGGGACAUGAGGCUCGCGAAUUGGGCCCCAUGGUCAAAGCAGCAGUCUUAGCCUCAGACUGGUCUUCCUCCGGCCUGCCUGGCGUGCUCCGCUCUCCGUCCCUGAAAAUGUUCAGAAUUGUGAGUACUACCACUGACUCUGCUUUAUGCACACAUGAACUCAUACCUAGAGACCAUGGUAGAGAAAAAUCUGAUCAUCCAAAAGCACAGGAGCUUAUCUCCUCCCUCCCAGUCUCAUUGUGGGCCGAGGGUCCAACCGAUGUCGGAUUGAUCCACUGUAAACCUAUCUCAUUCCAGCUGAAUACUGACUCUCCGGUCUGGGUGCCACAGUACCCUCACAAAAGAGAGGCAGAAUUGGGCAUUCAGGACACCAUAGAAGGCCUGUUAGACUCUGGUGUCCUCGAACCCUCCAACUCCUGCUGGAACACACCCAUUCUACCAAUUGAAAAGAAGGGCACCGGUCAGUACCGUAUGGCCCAUGACCUCAGAGCCAUCAAUCAGAUUCUAGGGACCAAUACGGUCCCGGUGCCAAACCCAUAUGUUGCUCUGAACAAUCUGUCUCCCGAACAAGCAUGGUUCACAUGUAUUGAUCUUGCUAACGCUUUUUUCUGUCUCCCUUUACAUGAGAACGUUCGGGACAUCUUCUCGUUCACCUACCAGCGUCGCAGACUCCGUUACACCCGCCUCCCACAGGGAUUCGCCCUCUCCCCUGGCAUCUUUAACCAGGUUCUGAAAGAGAGUUUGGCUGACCUGCAGCUGCCCGAUGGCACCACAGUGAUUCAAUAUGUCGACGACCUGCUCAUUGCGUCCACCACAGCCGAGUCCUGCCUGCAGGCCACACGGGCCCUGCUCCUACUCCUGGCCCGCCACGGGUUCAAGGUCAGUCAACCUAAGUUGCAAAUCGCGCGGAAACAAGUUUCUUUCCUCGGCAGACUACUGUCACAAAAGGGGGCCUCAUUGUCCCCCGCCCACCGCACAUCCAUUCUGCACCACACCAAGCCUGACACUGUCAAAGCUAUGCUGUCGUUUCUCGGUCUGGUGGGUUACAGCAGGCAGUACAUACCUGAUUUUUCCACUCUCACAUCUCCGCUGAGAGCCAUGGUCACCUCUGCAGGUAUGAGAAAUCUGAAUGCGAAGCUGACAUGGUCCCGCAACUCGGAAGAAGCUUUUAUCAAACUCAAACAAGAACUCGCUGCGUCCGCCGAAUUGGCCCUCCCCGACUACGCGCGCCCGUUCUUUUUGGAUGUUUCUGAAACAGAAUCUGUUGCUAACGGUAUUCUGUUCCAGAAAAAAGGGGGAGAGAGAACGGUACUGAUGUAUCUCAGUGUCAUCCUUGACCCCACAGAAAAACGUCAACCAACGUGCACAAGACAUGCUGCAGGUGUUGCCAAACUCAUCAACAAAAGCGCACACAUAGUUAUGGGACACACACUUCACAUCUUGACAUCACACAGCGUUGUAGCUUAUGUGAACUCGCAAACUUUUACGAUGUCCUCCACAAGACAGCAAAAACUCGCUCGCAUUCUCGAAGCCCCAAACUUGCUAUUCACUCAUGAAGGUGUUAACAUGGCUGAGCGUUUGGGGGAAGGUGUGUUGCAUGAGUGUGCCCACAGGGUUGAAAAAGAAGAAAAAGCCAGAGAAGACCUCCAGUCGGAGCCCAUCCCAGGGGCCAGAAACCUAUACACAGACGGAUGCUGCUACAGAGAUGAGAAGGAGGGACUCAGAGCAGGAUUCUCGGUGAUAGAAGAAACACCAGACGGACUCAAGACGGUAACAGCACAAAAGCUCAAUGGACCACAGUCAGCCCAGAGAGCAGAAGUCGUGGCAGUGAUUGAAGCCCUGAAAGCAGGUAAAGACCAAGACAUUAACAUUUACACUGACUCAGCCUAUGCAGUACACGCAGCACAAGUAGACCUAGGACAAUGGAUGAGAGCGGGCUACCUAACUGCAAAACAAGAACCCAUUAAACACAUGGAUGAAAUGAAAGAGCUUGCAAAAGCACUGUGGUUUCCCCAGAAGGUAGCCAUCAUCAAAUGCAAAGGACACGACAACAGCGGAUCCAGAGUUGCCAUGGGCAACCAAGCAGCGGACUCCGCAGCCAAAGCAGCCGCAGGAUAUCAUGAGAAGCUCCUGUUGGUAAGACCAGACACAGAGACACAAAUGACAAAACUGUCCCUUACAGAAAUCUCAAAAGAACAGGACCUAGCCUCACCUGAAGAGAAGACAGUGUGGAAACUCAGAGGCGCAGUCCUAUCGGAAGGGACCUGGAGAUCCCCAGAUGGAAGGUUGGUUCUGCCACCUGGGCUCAAAGACAGUAUCUUCUCAGAAGCACAUGGAGUUGGCCAUGCAGGCAUCUCCCAGAUGAAAGUGGACCUCAAAGAAUGGUGGCACCCCUUCCUACAUGACAUGCUAAAGGAGUGGGUAAGACACUGCACUGUUUGUACACACCACAACACCAGACCUACAUACAAACCCGGGGUGGGUAAGUUCCAACUAAAAACACGUCCAGGGAAAGAAAUCAUCAUUGAUUUUACAGAUAUGGUUAACUCAGUCCGAGGGUACAGGUAUGUUUUGAUGUGUGUUGAUGCAUUUACAGGAUGGCCAGAAGCAUGGCCAGUGAAAAGAGAGGACAGCAAAUCAGUAGUUAAGUGUCUCAUCAACCAUUACAUCCCACAGCAUGGCUUCCCAGAAAAGAUCAGGUCGGACAAUGGGUCACACUUCAAGAACCAGGACCUCCAGUACGUGGAGGCCAUGUUGGGACUUAAACAUGGUUUUGGGUCCGUGUACCAUCCUCAAUCUCAGGGUAAGGUUGAGAGGAUGAACCAGACAGUCAAGAACAGGCUGUCAAAGAUUUGUGCCCACACAGGGCUGAACUGGGUGGAUGCUCUACCGCUCGCCCUCAUGUCCAUCCGAUCCUCAGUAAACAGGACAACUGGACACACCCCAUUCGAGCUCGAACGUGGUCGACCUUUUCCAGGGCCAGAGCGAGCCCUGCAAAACACUGACCCUCCUCCCUCUCACAUGCACCAGAAAGAUUAUUAUGUACAACUGCAAUCUGUUCUCUCUGAAUUUGCUAAGCAGGUGCGAGACAGCAAAGACGGCACCAAAGACGGUGACCUACCCAUCACUGACUGGGUCCUCCUUCGGGUCAUCAAGAGAAAGUGGAGCGAGCCUAGGUGGACAGGACCAUUUCAGGUGACCGAGAGAACCUCCCACGCAGUCCGGCUGGACGGGAAAGGUGACACCUGGUUCCACCUCACUCAGUGCGCCCCAGCUGUAACACCUCAACGCUCCCUGAAGGAAGUGCGGCAGGAUCUUGCAGCAGCUGCAGCAGGAAACCAAACCAAAGAGCCACACACCUCCAGAAAAGACACAGGGCAGAAUAAUCCCUGCAACGAAAAAGGCACAGGGUAGUCUACCCCUGACCGCCUGAAGAAAGGAGACAACAUCCUGCAGGACGUCGGCUGACAACUGCUCUAGUAGACAACGAAGCUACGCUGCAAAGACACAGGGCAGAAUAAUCCCUGCAACGUAAAGGGCACAGGGUAGUCUACCCCUGA
Messenger RNA from Xyrichtys novacula (pearly razorfish), 4271 nucleotides. NCBI's taxonomy places the organism in Eukaryota, Metazoa, Chordata, Actinopteri, Labriformes, Labridae. The record is from the annotation of a GenBank genome assembly.